Danaus plexippus (monarch butterfly) is the source of this 4868-nucleotide messenger RNA. RefSeq names its product importin subunit beta-1 (gene Fs(2)Ket). The transcript has 10 exons. Lineage: Eukaryota; Metazoa; Arthropoda; Insecta; Lepidoptera; Nymphalidae. Gene Ontology annotation, molecular function: nuclear import signal receptor activity; small GTPase binding. Bases 110 to 2767 code for a protein of 885 amino acids. The record is from RefSeq and is a predicted model, not a curated record. Gene Ontology annotation, cellular component: cytoplasm; nucleus. Gene Ontology annotation, biological process: protein import into nucleus.
GUUUUUAUAAAAUUUGUGACUUGUGAGUGUUCUUUCGUGGUGAGCCGGUUACAAUUUUUUCUUCAGUUAUAGUUUCUAUAUAGUUUGAAUUAAAUAAAAAAGCAACAUAAUGCUUGGAGAAACGACAUUCACACUCAUUCAGGUAUUAGAAAAAACUAUAUCACCAGAUCGAAAUGAAUUGGAAGCAGCAGAGAAAUACCUCGACCAUGCAGCUGACACAAACUUUACGACCUUCAUCAAGAUGCUGUCAGAUGUGCUGGUCCAGGGUGGUAACAGCCAGGUGGCGCGGAUGGCGGCCGGUUUACAGCUAAAAAAUCACCUCACUUCCAAAGAUCAUACACUUAAGCAGCAGUACCAACAGAGAUGGCUGGACCAACCUGAAGACAUUAGACAAUAUAUUAAAAAGAAUAUUUUAGCAGCAAUAGGCACUGAAAGCAAUAGGCCAAGUUCAGCUGCCCAAUGUGUUGCCUAUGUAGCUGUGGCUGAGCUGGGAGUGGGCCAGUGGAAUGAUCUUAUACCAACACUUGUAGAAAAUGUUGUCAAUGAACAGUCAUCGGAAUUGAAAAAGGAAGCAAGUUUAGAGGCUAUUGGUUAUAUUUGUCAAGAAAUAGAUGCGGAAGUAUUAACAGAACAGAGUAAUCCAAUUUUAACUGCUAUCAUACAUGGGAUGAGAUCGACUCAGCCUAGCAACCAUGUCCGUCUUGCUGCAACACAGGCCCUCCUUAACUCAUUAGAAUUCACAAAAGCUAAUUUUGAUAAAGAGAAUGAAAGGAACUUUAUUAUGGAAGUUGUCUGUGAGGCGACUCAAUCACCUGAUAUGAGAAUAAGUGUAGCAGCCCUUCAGUGCUUAGUAAAAAUUCUAUCACUUUACUAUCAAUAUAUGGAGCCUUAUAUGGGUCAAGCUCUGUUUCCUAUAACAUUAGAAGCCAUGAAAUCAGAUGUCGAUGAAAUAUCAUUACAAGGUAUAGAAUUUUGGUCCAAUGUUAGUGACGAAGAAGUAGAUCUGGCUAUUGAAAUGGCUGAAGCAACUGAAGCAGGUCGUCCUCCUGCAAGAACAUCGAGAUUUUAUGCUAGAGGAGCUCUCCAGUAUAUAGCACCUGUUCUUAUGCAAAAGUUAACCAAGCAAGAUGAUUCUGAUGAUGAACUUGAAUGGAACCCAUCCAAAGCGGCUUCAGUGUGUUUAAUGCUACUUUCGAACUGCUGUGAAGAUGAAAUUGUUCCUCACGUCUUACCGUUUAUUAGGUCGAACAUUAAAAGUGAACAUUGGAGAUUUAGGGAGGCAGCGCUUAUGGCGUUUGGAUCUAUAUUAGGCGGUCUGGAAGCUACAACUCUCAAACCUUUAGUCGAAGAGGCAAUGCCUACUUUAAUCGAAGCCAUGUACGAUUCGAGUGUCGCCGUCAGAGAUACAGCAGCAUGGACUUUUGGUAGGAUAUGUGAAAUAGUUCCUGAAGCGGCAAUCAAUGACACGUAUUUACAGCCAUUAUUAGAAAGUCUCGUAACCGGUCUUAAGGCUGAACCACGUGUGGCUGCGAACGUUUGUUGGGCUUUCACGGGUCUAGCUGAAGCUGCAUACGAAGCCGUCGACGGCGGCGACUCGCACCAACCAAAGACCUAUUGCAUGUCAACAUAUUUCGAUUUCAUCGUACAAAGAUUAUUAGAAACGACAGACCGUCAAGAUGCAGCGCAACAUAAUUUAAGAUCGGCGGCUUACGAAGCCCUCAUGGAAAUGGUGAAGAAUUCGCCCACAGAUUGCUAUGUAACUGUACAAAAAACAACUAUGGUUAUUUUAGAGAGAUUACACCAAGUACUUCAAAUGGAGAAUCAUAUAUCGAGUCAGUCUGAUAGAUCCCAAUUCAAUGAUCUACAGAGUUUACUUUGUGCGACCUUGCAGUCCGUCUUACGCAAGGUGACUCCAGAAGAUGCGCCUCAUAUAUCAGAUGCAAUUAUGACCGCACUGUUGACAAUGUUUGCUGGAAAUGCUGGCAAGGCCGGCGGAGUACAGGAGGACGCCUUAAUGGCAGUUUCAACGUUAGUCGAAGUUUUAGGUGAGGGCUUCCUCAAAUAUAUGGAUGCGUUCAAGCAAUAUUUAUACGUUGGACUUAAAAAUCAUGCGGAAUAUCAAGUGUGCAUAACGGCCGUUGGUGUCACAGGUGAUAUUUGUCGCGCUCUCAAAAGCAAGGUGCUACCAUAUUGUGACGAAAUCGUAUUUCUUCUGUUAGAAAAUCUUGGUGAUAACUCAAUUCAUCGAUCAGUAAAGCCUCAAAUUCUCUCAGUUUUUGGAGAUAUUGCACUAAGUAUAGGUCCUGAUUUCAGAAAAUACUUCAAUCUAGUAAUGGACAUGUUGCUGCAGGCAAGCAAAGCUCAAGUAGAUCGGUCAGAUUAUGAUAUGGUUGAAUAUUUAUGUGAGUUAAGGGAGAGCGUAUUAGAAGCUUAUACAGGAAUUAUUCAAGGGCUUAAAGGCGCCGGUGGCGAGGUGCAGUCAGACGUAGCUCUGGUUGAGCCUCACGUACCGGCGAUAGUGAACUUCAUGAUCCAAGUGGCUUCAGAACCCGAGCGAACAGACGGUCACAUGUCGGUGAUAGCCGGUCUGACUGGCGAUCUGUGCACGGUGUUCGGCCAAAGAGUACUGCCGAUGUUGGAAACGAGGCCGUUGUUGGAUCUACUCCAAGCGGCGCGGCUUUCACGCACCGCACGCACCAAAACGUUAGCCAAUUGGGCCACUAAGGAAAUCAGGAAGUUGAAACAACAAGCUCCACUUGCCAGCUGAUUCAAAGAAUUGUGGAGCGCCAACAGUGAAGUAACUAGGUUUCACACUACUUAUUGCUGAUAAAAUUCAAGUGUAUUAUUGGAAGAUCAUAUCAUGUCAUUUUUUGAGAAUCGUUAGGUGCAUACAUUGCUGGCCUCAAUGAAAAAUUUUUAAUUUAAAAAAUAUUAAUAAUUAUAGCUCUCUGAAAUAUGUACUUCACAACACUACACUUUUAUUAUAUCAAAUGUAAUCAAUUGACAUGUCUCAUACUCAUGUUCCUUUAUAUAGUAUAAUAUAUAGGGAUAUUAUGAUAAUUAAGCAAAACUCAACUCAUGACAUCAUAGAAGGAGUACAGGAAUUACAAUUAAUAUAUAGAUUAUAACAACAUUUUUAAUUAUUCAGAGAUUUUGAAACAGUCUGUUACAUAAUAUGUAACGGCAACAUUAACAGAAUUAUUGUUUGUUUAUAUCGAUUUGAUAAUUUAAAAUGGCCGAUGCACCUAGCGUGGCAUUGUUGAAUUUCGAUGCCUAACAAAUAAUCUUUCCAUAAUAUUCUCAAGAAAAUAUCGAAGCAUUUCCUAUUUGGUAUUAUAGAUAGACAGUGGCUGUGGUAUCUUUACGUAUGUUAUGUGAAAGGGACUGUAUGUAAGUGGAAGUAUGUUAUUAUAGGCAUGCACAUGUGCAAGGGAUUGUGAAUUUUAUAAAUUAUUAUUAUUGUUUUGUAAGAUAUUAUGAAAGAAUGUAUGAAAGGUGAGUCAUGAGUGUUAAUGAAUGUGUAAAUGUAAAUGUUUGUGUGUUAACUUAGACAACCGUCGGGCUCCGGAACGACGUUGUGUAAGCGACUCCAUCAAAGUUACGAGCGGGACUCGAGGACGCCAUAUUGGUGCUAUACUUUUUAUUCAUCGCAACUAUUCCAUAUUGCCGUAUUAUUUCUCAAUACUUAUCGUUAUUUUUAUGGAAGCAUUAAUUAUUAAGGUUUAUAAUAGUUUCCUUAGAUUUUUAAGGGAAUCAGUUUAUGUUAAAUAACAAAUAUAUGUGACGUAUAACUAAAACGUAUGUAAUUCUUGUGAUGAAUAAAAUGAAAAAUUGCCUUUGGUCUCGGGCUCAUGUUUUGUACAUAUGUAGUUAAAGCUCUUUUUGUUUUCCAUGAUACGUUUUAUUGGCGUACUGAUUGAUGUUGACUACAAUGCACUGACUAUAAAAUAAUGUAAUUAAAUAAGGAAUAAUCUGUUCUUGUGAUCGCGUUGUUAUUUGUUUCAUGAAUCUCAAAAAAAAGAUAAAUGUAAAAAAAAAAUAUUUUAAAAAAGGAAUUUUAAAAUAUCACUAUUUGAAAAAGCAAUAAAACCUCAAUAUUUUUAAAAUGCUAUAAUAUAGUAUAUAAUCCUUAGUACUUCCACGUCAGUGCCUUGAAGUAUUCGAAUUUAAAAUAAAGUUCGUCAUUCUCUUUAUCGCGAUGAUGUCAAACAUUCACGUGUAUAAAUUCGUUGUGAUUAAUAAGAUCAACUUAUUUCAAAUAGCAGUUAUACAUUUACAAGCCGAGAGAGCUUGGUGAGAGCGGCGUGUUAAACAAAUUGUUUGAUUCGUAAUUGAGUGUUUGCUAGUCUGUGAGCAUCACUGGCAGGGAUGAUGUUUGCGCGAAUUAUGCAAGAUUUUUUAUAGAGUGCGUGUAGACGGCCGGGCUCGUGAAAACGGUGUCGUUUAAUAAAUAGCUGUCGACAUUUCGAGUCAUUGACUGAUAGUAAGAGUAUAAUUUUAUGAGAUAGAAUCCUAUUUGUUAUGCUUUAACAUACUUAUAAGUGGUACAUCGUGCCCACGAGCUCGGUUGUGUUGUGUUUUUACAUAAUAUGUCCAUGUUUUAUGAGCUGGUCGGAUUUUUCGUCAGCAGCCUUUGUCAUAUUAUGUGUUUUUGCUAAGGAUGAUAGGAGAAUGUGUGAGGACUAGUGCCAUGCCAUGAAAGGUUCUGAUUUAGAAUCAUAGGCAUUGAGUCGAUGAAUACCACCCACUUUUCCUGCGCGAUACAAAAAAAAUUAAAUUUAUUUUGUUACAUCUUUUUAUUUCCUUCCUUUUUGCUUACGAAUACUAUCCUGUAAACCAUUCUACGAUAAUAAAAAACAAUUUUAAAU